Parus major (Great Tit) is the source of this 2159-nucleotide messenger RNA. RefSeq names its product retinal pigment epithelium-derived rhodopsin homolog (gene RRH). Gene Ontology annotation, biological process: visual perception; G protein-coupled receptor signaling pathway. Gene Ontology annotation, molecular function: G protein-coupled receptor activity. NCBI's taxonomy places the organism in Eukaryota, Metazoa, Chordata, Aves, Passeriformes, Paridae. The coding region runs from base 112 to 1140 and encodes 342 amino acids. Gene Ontology annotation, cellular component: photoreceptor outer segment; membrane. The transcript is spliced from 7 exons. The record is from RefSeq and is a predicted model, not a curated record.
AUUUUUCAGCGAGUCUGUUGAAUAAUGAAAGAAUUUGCCUGACAGGGUUUUGUAGUGUUUCCUCUUCUUGAUGAAUUAUUGCAGAGGAUAGACGACAGUCUUUUGUUGAAAAUGCAUUGGAAUGACUCGUCCAAUUCCUCAGAAAGUGACAAUGAAGCUCAUUCAGCCUUCACACAGACUGAGCACAACAUAGUUGCAGCUUACUUAAUAACAGCAGGUGUUAUAAGCAUUUUCAGUAACAUUGUUGUGUUAGGCAUCUUUGUUAAGUACAAGGAGCUUCGGACAGCAACCAACGCGAUUAUUAUCAACUUGGCUUUUACUGAUAUUGGUGUUAGUGGCAUUGGUUACCCCAUGUCUGCUGCCUCAGACCUGCAUGGAAGCUGGAAAUUUGGAUAUACCGGAUGCCAGAUCUAUGCUGCCUUAAAUAUCUUUUUUGGGAUGGCGAGUAUUGGUUUGCUGACUGUUGUUGCUGUUGAUCGUUACCUGACCAUCUGCAGGCCUGACAUAGGAAGAAGAAUGACCACCCGUAGCUAUGCCACUCUCAUCCUUGCUGCUUGGAUAAAUGCAGUUUUCUGGUCUUCCAUGCCUACUGCAGGCUGGGCCAGCUACGCUCCAGACCCCACUGGAGCAACGUGCACAGUAAACUGGAGGAAAAACGAUGCGUCCUUUAUUUCCUACACAAUGAGUGUAAUUGCUGUUAAUUUUGUUGUGCCCUUAACAGUCAUGUUUUACUGUUAUUACAAUGUUUCCCGGACAAUGAAACAAUAUGCCAGCAGUAACUGCCUGGAGAGCAUUAACAUAGAUUGGUCUGACCAAGUAGAUGUGACAAAGAUGUCUGUUGUGAUGAUUAUAAUGUUCUUGGUGGCAUGGUCUCCAUAUUCUAUUGUGUGUUUGUGGUCUUCCUUUGGAGACCCAAAGAAAAUUUCUCCUGCGAUGGCCAUCGUAGCUCCUCUCUUCGCAAAAUCUUCCACAUUCUAUAAUCCCUGCAUUUAUGUCAUUGCAAACAAAAAGUUUCGGAGGGCAAUCCUGGCAAUGGUGCGAUGUCAGACCAGACAAGAGAUAACCAUAAACAAUGCUUUGCCCAUGAGUGUAUCUCAAAGUGCACUGACAUCGCAGAACUCCAGUCAUUUGCCUGCAUAAGUUACAUGGAAAGGAGUGGAAUCUGGGUUCAAGUUAAUGAAUCUUUUGGACAAUUUAUUUUUGAAUAAUAAUCUUUCCCAGCUAGCUGUUUUGUGUUAGUCACAGUAAUCUUUUUAGAGAAGUUAAGAAGACAAAACCUGCCAAGACUUUAGUUUUUGAGAGUGAGGUUUAUGGUCCAGUAUUUCUGUCACAAACGAAAAGGGGUAGCAGAGUGGCCACUGACUUUUACAGAGUUAUACAAAGUGACAGAGGGGCUAGGAAAGACCAAAGCACGAAGUUCUUAGGUUCAGUAACCCCAGAUUUUUCAAAUGUAUUAAUGCCUUUCAUGAAGUACUUUCCACCAGCUUCCCUUGGAAGUUUUCCAGACUUCAAAUAUUCUGGAUAUUCCCUAUGGCUCUAUAUGUCCAUACCAAGUGUCCAUGUCGAUAAGCUUUGCAAAGUUCUAUUUCUGUGAAUAUGUUAGGGUGUCACAAUAUCAACACUGACCCCAUAGAAUCUUUUAUUAGGUUUUAGGAUUUUGAAGGCAUUACAGCAUAUUUAAAGUAUUUUAAAAAUUUGACUGGCAGAACCAAAUUAAUUUGUAGUAAGGACAACUUUUGUUUUGUAAGUAGAUGUUUCUAGUGGUUGUGACUGCACAGCAAAUCCUGAAAAUGUGACAAAAUGUACCCUAAAGCUUCACACUUGUGAGGCACAUAAAACUGAGUAAAUAUUUAUGGUAAUUUCUCAUCACUUCUAAGUCAAUGUUAUGUUUAUAUAGGUCUGGUGUUUAAUUUUAAAGAAAUACUUUUGUCGGUAUGAGCAAUGGAUUUUUUCAGGGUGAAAAAGAUGACUGUAUAGGUUUAGCUUCAACUAUUAUGUGUGUGCUCAUAUGCAGUUUGGCUUUGCAGUGUAAAAUUUGUUUGAAGUCUAUAUGUAUUUUUGGCAAAACCCUGUUUUUACGGGAUUUUUUAAAAGCUCUGGAAUCUAGGCUUCCUAUUAAUUUGCCAUUUUCAGUAUUAAAGAAAAUGCCAUGCAAUAUC